This is a messenger RNA of Suillus bovinus, 942 nucleotides long. RefSeq lists its product as uncharacterized. The record is from RefSeq and is a predicted model, not a curated record. The coding region runs from base 1 to 942 and encodes 313 amino acids. The transcript has 2 exons. NCBI's taxonomy places the organism in Eukaryota, Fungi, Basidiomycota, Agaricomycetes, Boletales, Suillaceae.
AUGAAGCUUUCUCUCGUCUUCAGUGCGCUCGCAUCCGUCGUGGUUCUUACCACAGCGUACCCCAUGCAAGGAGCCAUUGCGAGACGUUCCUUUGUAGAGAGACGCGCCGACCUUCUACCAAAUGUGGGGAAGCGCGAGGAACUCGACGCUGAUUACCACAAAAAGGGUCACGGUAAAGAGAGGCGCGAUGAGCUCGACGCUGACUACCACAAAAAGGGUCACGGUAAAGAGAGACGUGAGGAGCUCGACGCUGACUAUCACAAGAAGGGCCACGGUAAAGAGAAGCGCGAGGAGCUCGACGCUGACUACCACAAAAAGGGUCACGGCAAAGAGAGGCGCGAGGAGCUCGACGCCGACUACCACAAGAAGGGCCACGGUAAAGAGAAGCGGGAGGAGCUUGACGCUGACUACCACAAGAAGGGUCAUGGUAAAGAGAAGCGUGAGGAGCUCGACGCUGACUACCAGAAGAAGGGCCACGGUAAAGAGAAGCGUGAGGAGCUCGACGCCGACUACCACAAGAAGGGCCACGGUAAAGAGAAGCGCGAGGAGCUAGACGCUGACUAUCACAAGAAGGGUCACGGUAAAGAGAAGCGCGAGGAGCUAGACGCCGAUUAUCACAAGAAGGGUCACGGUAAAGAGAAACGCGAGGAGCUCGACGCCGAUUAUCACAAGAAGGGUCACGGUAAAGAGAAACGCGAGGAGCUCGACGCCGAUUAUCACAAGAAGGGUCACGGUAAAGAGAAACGCGAGGAGCUCGACGCUGACUACCACAAGAAGGGUCACGGCAAAGAGAAGCGCGAAGAACUUGACGCCGAUUACCAUAAGAAGGGUCACGGUAAGGAGAGGCGCGAGGAGCUUGACGCCGACUACCACAAAAAGGGUCACGGCAAAGAGAAGCGCGAGGAACUCGACGCCGAUUACCACAAAAAGGGUCACCCGUGA